Molecule: messenger RNA, 2613 nt
Organism: Schizophyllum commune H4-8
Lineage: Eukaryota; Fungi; Basidiomycota; Agaricomycetes; Agaricales; Schizophyllaceae
Exons: 10
Coding region: 1-2613 (870 amino acids)
Cellular component (GO): cytoplasm
Molecular function (GO): protein binding
Source: RefSeq, a predicted model, not a curated record
AUGUCUACGCGCAUCCCCGAACCAUCCUCCGUCCCCCUGCGCUACCACAUCGAAAGCAGUUCCUCGCAUAGUGGAAACUAUGUCGCGCAGAACAUCCUCAUCGACAAUCCCGCCGACCAGAGCAGUCGCUGGAGCGGCGCGACGCGCUCAGGACCAUCCAAACAGUGGAUCAUACUGCAAUUGGAAUCACUCGCCGUACUGAAGAGCAUUACGUUUGGGAAGUUUCACAAAGCACACCAAUGCAACAUGAAGGAGUUCGCCGUCCUUGUCGGUACUUCUUUGGAUAACAUGUCCAGAGUUCUACACGCCAGCCUCAAAAACGACUCCAUGUCAGAGUCCUUCACGGUCAAACACACCAAUAAUGCCGGCCUCAGUUUCCCCACUCGUUAUGUGAAGAUCAUCCCUCUAUCCGGGCAUAAUCCCCACUUCAAUACGUCUAUAUGGCAUGUGUCCAUGACGGGGAUCUCGGACGAAGCGUAUGUGCAGCAAGUGCAGAGAGCUUAUGAAGAGUACCGUGAAACCAUGAUUCUCCGCCAUGUCCUGAAGCACCUACGCCAACGACGAUUCCUCACGCCCUACGAGUCCAUCUUGACGCAAACCGGCCUGCGGACAGAGCACCCUCUCAUCAGCCAACUCUACAAAAGCGUCGUCCUUGACGGCGACUGGGAAGCCUCCGAAGGCCUCCUCGAAAAGAUCGCCCAAGCUGGCCUCUUCAACUCCUACCUGUACUCCUGCCAGCCGCACGCCCUCUGGACCCGCCUCCGCGGCGCGGACCGCGACGGCGACGCACCCUUCCAGCGCGCCGGCCACGCCAUGUGCUUCGACCCCACACGGCGCGAGAUCUACAUCCACGGCGGCUGGGAUGGCUUGCGCAGCCUCUCUGACUUUUGGGUCUACAACAUCGUGGAGGAUACGUGGCGGAGGAUCAGCGAGGGCCAGCAAACGGGCGAUGGGAGCGAUCCCGGGCCAAGGUCAUGUCACAAGAUGGUAUUCGAUCCGAAUACGGGGGCGAUUUAUUUGUUGGGGAAGUUGACGGGGGCCGAUUCGAGGGCGGGUGCGGGCUCGGGUGGAAGGGCGGCAGCUGCUGCGUCGACAGGUGGGGCGGCGACUCCGACACCUGGUGGGACGAGCUCGAUGUUCCGAUCGGAGUUCCACCGUUUCGAUACCAGGUCAGAGGGCGCGGGAUGGCGAUGCUUGUAUGAUGAUACAGCGAGCGUCGGCGGACCUCCCCUGAUCUACGACCACCAGAUGGUCAUGGAUGCCGAGGCGCAGAUCAUCUACGUCUUCGGUGGUCGCGUCAUCAACGGCGACUGGAACAACUACACCUACUCCGGACUGUACAGCUACAACAUCCGGCAAGCGAAGUGGACUACAUUACAACCCACCGAUAGCUCGGGACCUACGGUUAUUCCCUCUCGCUUCGGUCACUCGAUGGUCCUCGAUCCGGACGCGAAGACGCUUUACAUAUUUGGCGGCCAGCGCGAUGGCAAAUACCUCGCCGACAUGUACGCGUACGAUAUCGAGACCAACUCUGCGCGGGAGCUGUAUACCAACUUCACGAAUUCGGGUGGUCCGGAUCCUUGCUUUACGCAGCGCGCUGCCAUCGACCCGGAGCUGAAGGAGAUCUAUGUCCUCUGCGGCCUGGUCCGGCCACAAAACACUCAAGGGGGACAGACCAUCCUGCAAAACACCUCUCCCUACUACGUCUAUCGCUACGGCUCGCGCGCCGGUAAAUGGACGCGCAUCCUGCCGCCCCUCCUGCCCGACUCCUCAUCCUCCUCUGACUCCACCUCCGAAUCCGAACCUCAAGAACCCAUCCCGCGCUACGCGCACCAGCUCGUGUACGACGCGAGCACGCGAACGCUGUACAUGCACGGCGGGAACGGGUCGACGGCGAAUGCCGCGCGGACGACGCUGGAGCAGCUGGAGGCGGAUUUGAGCAAGCAGGACUCGGAGGGCGGGGACGAGAAUGUUGCGCCUGGGCAGGGGAGGCCGGGGGAGGUGGAGAAGGAAAAGAGGCUGGAUGAUUUUUGGUCAAUGAGGUUGGAGAGGCCGGCGCCGGCGGAGGUGGUGCGUCGCAGUCGGUUUUUGAUUCGGAGGCAACAGUUCCGCGAGAUGUGCAGUACGAAGCCAGCGAUCGAGUCGCUGGCUUUCUUGCAGAGCAAGCUCGCGACGGUGGUCGACCAUUCAGAUCGUGAAGAGGCGGAGCAAUUUCGUUCACUGCUGACGUGCAUUCUCGCGCCUCCAUCGCCAGACGGAGAGCCGCCGCACAAACGCUUUAGAGCCAACGAGGAAGAUGAUGAUGGUGACUCGCCGGCCGCAGAAGAAGACAUGCCCACCGACGACGGUCCUUCGACAUCGACCGCCUCUUUUGCUGCUGCUGCGUCACCACCUCGAACAACAGUCAGCACAGAAUACAUGCUGGGCAUCCCAGAUCCUUCAGAGAAGGCUGGUUCGAGCGGGCUCCCUGGCCGUUCCUUCGAGCAGAGAACGGCCGUGUUCGAAAGCUUAUUGGAGUUUGUGGACCAGGAAGCGAAGCAGCCGACAGGUAAUCUGUUGGACUUGGUCGAUCUUCCGGGGCUAGGCGGUAGGAAUGGGGAGGAAUGGGAGUGA